UGCCUUUAUACCGCCCUCUAGCGCAAUUCACUUGUUUAAUUCGCAACGCUGAACGCUGAACGCUGAACUAUGCGAAUCAACACUUGGUAUCUCAUAUAAAAGAUACUUUGACGACAGCCUUAAAUAAUGUCUAAAGACGAAAGCACAAGUCAGCAGACGAUUGCUGCUCAAGAUGAUGACGAGCCGGAUGAGUGGGAUAAGAGGAUAUUUAGUACGGGAUGUGCAGAUGAGAAUACCAAAUUGACCGAUUGCUACUAUGAAAAGAAGGACUGGCGAGCUUGCAAGAAGGAGAUGGAGAUUUUUAAAGCUUGCUGGAAAAAACAUAAUAACGAUCAGAGGACGUCGAUGAAGGAUGCAUAACUGCUCAAGAAGCAAUCACUAGUUACUUGUAAAAUUAUAGGGGGGAGAAUAGAGAGGUUGAGGUAUUAAUAUUACACUAAUCCCGCUCCUAGAGUCAUACAUACAUCUGGUCGAUGUUGUAGAAGAAUUAUAACACUGGCUGCGCUGUUUUGCUAGGCCGUAGG
Daldinia vernicosa is the source of this 524-nucleotide messenger RNA. RefSeq lists its product as uncharacterized. Gene Ontology annotation, cellular component: mitochondrial intermembrane space. Gene Ontology annotation, biological process: mitochondrial respiratory chain complex IV assembly. Lineage: Eukaryota; Fungi; Ascomycota; Sordariomycetes; Xylariales; Hypoxylaceae. The transcript has 4 exons. Bases 127 to 360 code for a protein of 77 amino acids. The record is from RefSeq and is a predicted model, not a curated record.